Theobroma cacao (cacao) is the source of this 1438-nucleotide messenger RNA. It is a transcript of the gene RDM4, whose product is annotated as RNA-directed DNA methylation 4. NCBI's taxonomy places the organism in Eukaryota, Viridiplantae, Streptophyta, Magnoliopsida, Malvales, Malvaceae. The record is from RefSeq and is a predicted model, not a curated record.
UAAAUAAGGGGACCAGACCCCCUACAGAUAUAAGCUUUGUCCACCCAAAUCCGCAGAAGAAAAAAAGGACACAAACCCCCCAACAGUCCCGCGUCUCCUUGAAGAAGCUUAAACCCUAACCUCAGGGCAAGCAAAACAGCCAUCAAAAUUGAAUCAAAGUUCAUGGCAAGCAACGGCGAAAACUCUUCAGCGACGCCCCAAUCGACGGACGAUAAGCCUGUGAUUGUCAGGGUUAAACGCAAAGUCUCUCAGUCUCGCCUCGAUGCUUUCUGGCUGGAAAUCAAUGAGAGACCUUUGAAGCGCCCCUUUUCUGAUUUUCAGAAGCUAUCCAUAUCUGAAUCGUCCCAAAAAGAGGAGUUGAAGAGUAAGAAACUAUUUGUGCGGCAUGUCAAUACAGUUAUAAGCUCUGAGGCCACAGUUGAUAUUUUGCAAUCUUUUAUGCCCGGUUCUGCGGAUGCUACUACCGGUAAUGCAAAGAGUCAGAAAGGAAGGCACCCUCAUAAAACAGAUAAUCAACGAGAGCAGCUAUCUAAAUCCAUCCAAAAGCAAGAGGAAAUUGCAAAAAAUGAUCGUUUUGAACAAAUAUGGCGGAGCAGAAAAGGUAAAAAAGAAGCAGUAGAUGAUAUGUACCAUUUCUAUGAUGUUGUUCGUGUUGAUGUUGAGGAAAGCUCCAAUAGCAUGCAAGCUGAGGAAGAGAUAUCCUUGGAUGAUUGCAAGCUUUUAUCUAGUUAUUUGCCACUAUUGAGAGAGUGUAUUCCUGCUGCUGCUGCUGAAAUUGAAUCUGAUAUGCGAGCUUACAUGUAUGAAAGAGAUGAAUAUGUGUAUGACUAUUACACUGUGAAGGAUGACAUGGACAUAGAUGAGGACACCGCUUCAAAUCCAUUCCCACUGGUACAGGUGGAUGAUGAGGAUUUCUAUGAUGUGCCAUAUGAGUCAGAAUAUGAUAGCGAAGAUUCGAAUGCUGAAGAUAAUCCAAGAAAUGAUUAUCCUGAUGAAAUAUCUGAAGAGGAAGAGGAUGAGGAUGCAAAGAGUAGAGCCUCUGAUCAAUCAGAAGAGGGAAGUGAGCAUACUAGUAACAAGUCUUCAGAAGUUGGGGAUGUGAGGUGCGAUAGAUUAGUGGAAGAUGGAGACCUGUUAUAUGAAGAUGACAUUUAUGAUGGUUACCAUGAUGAUGCUAAUCAUAUUCGUGAUGGUAAUAGUGAUGAUGAUACUGAGGGUGAAGAUUGGAGAUGGUCCUACAGGUGAAAUAUGGACUUAGUGGGUAAUUAGAGCAAGUUGUUUGGAGAUCAUGUUAGAUCACACAUUAUUUUGUUGUAUAUAGUUCUUAUCACAAUUAUGAUCCACAUGGAUUCAGUGUUGCAAGGAAAUCACCUUGUAGAACUAAUUACAUCAUGGUUAUUGUUGAUAUCCUAGUUCUGUUGUUUCUUGUUGUUGGUUA